AUGACGGCUGACAGCAUGCUGAACCAGGCGCUGCUCGGGCAGGGCGACGAGAAAACCCUCGAAGUUCGGAGGGAUGCCAUCAAAAGGGAUGCCAUCCCAGUCUUAGCGGGCAUUGGCUUCCUCACGGUGGUUUUGGCAGGCUGCUUGCUGCUGCUGGCUCCCGAGCUCCUAACAAUGGGAGUUCUGGCAUACUGCUUGGGGCUGAGACACGCCGUGGAUGCCGAUCACAUCGCUGCUAUCGACAACGUCACUCGAAGGCUUACCACUGAAAGAAAGCGCCCCAUAACUGUUGGCUUCUUCUUCGCUCUGGGCCACUCGACGGUCGUCGUGAUCGUGUGCGCGUUGCUGGCUUUGCCAAGUCCUCGCGUGCACGAGGCUGUGAGGAGAGCAGAAGCCAGCGGUGGCCUACUUGGAGCUACCAUUUCUGGCAGUUUUCUGGUGGCCAUCGCUGCGAUUAAUUUCUUCCUCCUACGUCGGCAGGUGCAGUCCUGGAAAGAGCAGAGCAGAUACGGGGAGCACGAGCAUACAGUGGCUGGCUUUUGCAUGACAUGCUGUCCGGGCAUGUUCACUGGAAUCACAGCUCCUUGGCAGAUGUAUCCUGUUGGUAUUGCAUUUGGCUUGGGCUUCGAUACCUCAAGCGAAGUAGCAGUGCUGGCAAUGGUCGGCCUUUCGCACAGCCUUGAACACCCAGUCUUCAUCAUGCUGCUCCCCCUGAUGUUCUUGGCAGGAAUGUGCCUUAUAGACACCAUCAACGGGUUGCUCAUGGCCUGGGUCUAUGGAUCAGGGACCGAUGGCGGCAUGCAACGGCUGUAUUACAACAUCUUCUUGACGGCAACGUCAGCUGCGAUAGCUUUCACAGUCGGGACAUUGGAGCUGCUGGGUGUUUUUGCCCAACGCGAAGAUCUACACGGCGCUCCUUGGAGUUUGAUCGUGGAGCUCAACGACAACUUUGAGGUUGUUGGGGUGUUCAUCAUCCUUUUCUUUCUGUCCAGCGCUGCUGCGGCCUUUUGCUGCUUCAAGUUUGCUUUUCCCGGUGGGAAGGCACCAGAGCCAGCACGUGAAGAGCUUCUGAACUACAUCAGGAAGGGGGAAUUUAUCGACCGAUCGGGAGUUUGA
Symbiodinium natans is the source of this 1116-nucleotide messenger RNA. The record is from the annotation of a GenBank genome assembly. NCBI's taxonomy places the organism in Eukaryota, Dinophyceae, Suessiales, Symbiodiniaceae.